Molecule: messenger RNA, 2495 nt
Organism: Cicer arietinum (chickpea)
Lineage: Eukaryota; Viridiplantae; Streptophyta; Magnoliopsida; Fabales; Fabaceae
Source: RefSeq, a predicted model, not a curated record
AUGGCAACGUACUUUCAUAAUAAUUCAGAAAUUCAAGGAGGUUCAGCUGACGGCCUUCAAACUCUCAUAUUCAUGAACCCAUCAGGCUACAUCAAUUACUCCGACACGCCGCCGCAACAAUCGCAACAUGCCGGAAACCUCGUAUUCCUCAACUCAGCCGCCAACACCUCAAUUCAUCAACAGAAUCUCUCUCACGCGCCACCACAAUUCGUGGGGGUCCCACUCACGGCAGAGCAAUCAGUACAAGCCCAUCACGACAUAUCCGCCUUGCAUGGCUUCCCACCGCGCAUGCAGUACAACAUGUGGAACGCGGCGGAUCCAAAUUCAGCGGCGCGUGAGUCCACACGCGCUACUCAGGGACUGUCUUUGAGCUUGCACGCUCAGGGGUCGGGCGAGGAGGCGCGUGUUUCUAAUGGUGGGUCGUGUUCCUCUGCUUCGAACGGUGUUUCGGGGAUUCAGAGUGUGUUGUUGAGUUCGAAAUAUUUGAAGGCAACACAGGAAUUACUUGAUGAGGUUGUUAAUGUUAAUGGUGGAAUAAAGGUUGAAAUUUCGAAGAAGAGUUUUGAGAAAAAUAAGGUUGUUGGUGAAUCAUCAACUGGUGUUAGUGGAGAUGGUGGUUCUGUUGGUGGUGAUGGAAGUGGGAAGCGUAGCUCUGAGUUAUCAACAACUGAGAGACAAGAAAUUCAGAUGAAGAAAGCCAAGCUAAUUAACAUGCUUGAUGAGGUGGAGCAAAGGUACAGACAAUAUCACAACCAAAUGCAGAUGGUAAUUUCCUCAUUUGAGCAAGUUGCAGGGAUUGGCUCAGCAAGAACCUACACUGCACUUGCACUACAAACAAUAUCCAAGCAAUUUCGUUGCUUAAAAGAUGCAAUUACUGGCCAAAUUAGAACAGCAAAUAAGAGCUUAGGUGAAGAUGAUAGCUUUGGAGGCAAAAUUGAAGGGUCAAGGCUUAAAUAUGUUGAUCAUCAUCUAAGGCAACAAAGAGCAAUUCAACAAUUAGGAAUGAUCCAUCAUAAUGCUUGGAGACCUCAAAGAGGAUUGCCUGAAAGAUCCGUUUCGGUUCUUCGGGCGUGGCUUUUUGAACACUUCCUUCACCCGUAUCCCAAGGAUUCAGACAAACAAAUGCUUGCAAAACAAACAGGGCUUACUAGGAGCCAGGUUUCAAAUUGGUUCAUAAAUGCAAGAGUUAGACUUUGGAAGCCAAUGGUGGAAGAAAUGUACAUGGAAGAAAUGAAGGAGCAAGAGUUGAAUGGUUCAGAGGACAACAAAUCAAACAAGAGUACUGAAGAAGACCCUUCAACAAAAACAACACAAGACAGAGUUCCAACCUCAGAAACAGAAUCUAAAAGAAGUUUCAAUUCCAAACAAGACAUAACCACCAAGAACCAAAACAUUAAUCCUAUAGUUUCAAUUGCAACACCAACAACAUCACCAAUUGGUAACAACAAUGUUAGAAACAAUUCGUCCUCAGGAUUUAGCUUCAUCGGUUCAUCGUCGGAACUCGAUGGAAUAACAACAACACAAGGAAGUCCAAAGAGAACAAGGAACCAUGAAAUUCUUCAAUCUCAUCAUAAUAAUGUUUUGAAGUCAUCCAAUGAAACAACAAAUAAUGGACAACAAAUUGUUUCAAUGAAAUUUGUUGGUGGUGGUGAUGAAAGAGAAAGUAGAGAUGGUUAUUGUUUCAUGGGGAACCAAACUAAUUUCAUUGCUGGUUUUGGUCAAUACCCAAUGGAAGAAAUUGGAAGAUUUGAUGAAGAAAAUUUUACACCAAGGUUUUCAGGUAAUAAUAAUAAUAAUGGUGUUUCACUCACUCUUGGUCUUCCACAUCAAAGUUUUAUGCCAAAUGAGAAUAUUCAAUUAGGAAGGAGAUUGGAGAUUAGUGAAAAUAAUGAGUUUGGUGCUUUAAACAAUUCAAAUUCUCACUCUUCAGCUGCAUUUGAGAGUAUCAACAUGCAGAAUCCAAAGAGGUUUGCUGCACAAUUGUUGCCUGAUUUUGUGGCAUAAAUAAUAAGACAUAUUGAAGGGAGAGAUAGUUGAUAUUGCAUUGGAAAAUGGAUUCUCUGCGAUAAUUGUAUCACGCAGUUUUUAAUCUCGACUGUCUGAUUUAAAUCAAUGAUAGAGAUUGUGAUCUGAGUCUUCUGAUAUCAAAUCAUUGACAAGGGUUGAUUAUGUUGUGAAUGAGAAUCUGGGUCGUUGAUUCUAUUUCUCAAUUGAUUUCUUCAAAUCUUUGUGUUUAUCAUGGGGAGUAGUUAAGUGUUGUAGUGUAAAGAAUGAAGGAAUUUUAUUAUUCUAGUAUAUAGGUUUAUUAUUAUACCUUGCAUAGAACCAUUUGAGUUCUUAGAUAGCGUAGGGAUUUGAAAGUAUAUGGUUGAGGUUGUAUAUUAUUUUUGUAAGUUUUGAAGGUGGGAUAUAUAGAUGGGGGUUUAUAUCAUAAAGUUUCAAUUGGUAAAGAUAAUAACAAUAUAUCUUUGGUUGAGAGUAUAUGUUUUAUGGUA